UUAUAGCGUGUUCCAGGACGGAAGCGGAAAUCUCAUGUGUUAUCUAAAGUGUCGACGAUUGUUGUAAAUUUUAGGUUAGCAUUUACACCAUUUACACGAGGGAAUUCGUACGAGAAGAAAGGGUAUCGCUGAGAGAUUUUGCUUCAUACAUUCUGAUGUAAAAGUCCGUACGAUCGCAAUCAUGGCAGUCCGUGUACAAUUCGAGAACAACAACGAGGUCGGUGUCUUCUCAAAAUUGACAAAUUCCUAUUGCUUGGUAGCGAUCGGCGGUUCCGAAAACUUUUACAGUGUAUUUGAAGCAGAAUUAGCGGAAACAAUUCCUGUUAUUCAUGCUUCUGUAGCAGGAUGUCGCAUCAUAGGUCGAUUAUGUGUUGGAAACAAAAAUGGAUUAUUAGUACCAAACACAACAACAGAUACCGAAUUGCAACAUAUUCGAAACUCCUUGCCAGAUAACGUAAAAGUACAAAGGGUAGAGGAAAGACUCUCUGCUCUUGGUAAUGUUAUAACGUGCAAUGAUUAUGUUGCUUUAGUUCAUCCAGAUCUUGAUAAGGAAACCGAAGAGAUUUUAGCCGAUACGCUGAAUGUGGAAGUAUUUAGGCAAACUGUUGCAAGCAAUGUGUUGGUAGGCUCAUAUUCCAUUUUAUCUAAUCAAGGUGGAUUGGUUCAUCCCAACAUGUCCAUACAAGAGCAGGAUGAAUUAUCAUCUCUUUUACAAGUUCCACUCGCGACUGGAACAGUAAAUAGAGGUAGUAAUGUGAUUGCUGCUGGUAUGGUUGUAAAUGAUUGGGCAGCUUUUUGCGGCAUGGACACAACUUCAACGGAAAUCGCUCGUAUUGAGAGCGUUUUUAAACUUAACGAAGCUAAUCCAACUCCUAUCACAUCAAGUAUGCGCGCCCCUUUUAUAGAAAGUAUGUCCGACUUAUAAAUAUCCGACUUCUCUAUAUAUAUAAAAAAAAAGAAAAAAA
Messenger RNA from Linepithema humile (Argentine ant), 965 nucleotides. It is a transcript of the gene eIF6, whose product is annotated as eukaryotic translation initiation factor 6. Lineage: Eukaryota; Metazoa; Arthropoda; Insecta; Hymenoptera; Formicidae. Gene Ontology annotation, cellular component: cytosol; preribosome, large subunit precursor; nucleolus. Gene Ontology annotation, biological process: assembly of large subunit precursor of preribosome; maturation of LSU-rRNA; maturation of 5.8S rRNA. The record is from RefSeq and is a predicted model, not a curated record. Gene Ontology annotation, molecular function: ribosomal large subunit binding.